CUGCAGGCAUCUUACAUCAGCUUAGUUUAUGACAGAGAAAGUACGGAAUUCUAAGAAACUUCAGCCCAAAGACAGGUCGGUGUACAUACACACAGACAAGAAACAAAAUAUUCUAGCUGUUCACGUCGAGGAAAGUGAUCUUUGUCACAAAGUAUUUCCAACAUUGCUGACUCCUUUCAGAAGAAAGGCACCAAAAUUGGCAGUCCACUGUAUCAAAGACCCUAGCGCUGGAGGUAAAUGAUAAACAGGGGCCUAAAGAACAGGAUGGUUCUCUAACAAGUAAAGAUCACCCAACACCUGAAAAUCUGCUCACCUGAGAUGGUCACCACUUCCUGUCCAAUUAUGCACCUGCUGUUGAUGCUGCUACUUUGCUUUGGUCUUGCAAGUGCUCAGGUGAAUCCAGCCGUGUGUCGCUACCCUCUUGGGAUGUCAGGGAGGAAAAUCCCCGAUGAAGACAUUACAGCUUCCAGCCAGUGGUACGAUUCUACCGCAGCCAAACACGGAAGACUGGAUUUUGAAGAAGGGGAUGGAGCCUGGUGUCCAGAUGGUCCAGUAGAUCCUGAGGACAUGGAAUUUCUUCAGGUUGACCUGCGAACUCUGCACUUUAUUACCCUUGUGGGAACUCAGGGGCGCCAUGCUGGAGGUCAUGGCAAUGAGUUUGCUCAGAUGUAUCGGCUCGACUACAGUAGGGAUGGAAAACGAUGGAAUUCGUGGAAAAAUCGACAUGGGAGACAGGUGAUUGAAGGAAAUGCAAACCCAUAUGAUGCUGUACUGAGAGAUCUGGAGCCACCAGUGAUAGCUAGAUUUGUCCGGUUCAUACCAAUUACUGAUCACUCCAUGAGUGUGUGUAUGAGAGUGGAGCUCUAUGGAUGUGAGUGGUUAGAUGGUCUAGUGUCUUACAGUAGCCCAGUUGGUCACCAGAUUUUCUCAUCCAGGAGUCCCACUGUUUAUUUGAAUGAUUCAGUCUAUGACGGUGCAAUUAGUUCAAGGAUGGUUUCAGAAGGACUUGGUCAGAUGACAGAUGGCGUCUGGGGUUUGGAUGAUUUCACACAGAGCCAUGUAUACAAUGUGUGGCCAGGGUAUGACUACUUGGGAUGGAGGAAUGACAGCUUUGAAAAUGGCUACGUGGAAAUCCUCUUUGAGUUUGACCGGGUCCGAAAUUUCACAGCAAUGAAGGUCCAUUGCAAUAACAUGUUCUCAAAGGCGGUGAAGAUAUUCAGGGAAGUGCAAUGCUUUUUCUGCUCAGAACCGGGUAAAUGGGAACCAAACCCAGCCACGUCUGUUCUGGUUCUAGAUGAUGUCAAUCCGAGUGCUCGCUUUGUCACCGUUCCACUACAACAUCGUAUGGCAAACUCCAUCAUGUGCCAAUUCUACUUUGCAGAUAUAUGGAUGAUGUUCAGUGAAAUUUCCUUCCAGUCAGACACAGCAAUGUACAACACUUCAGGGGUUUAUCCAACGGUUAAAGUAGACAGCACAACCCAUAGUGAAAAAGAUAUCAACCCAAUGCACAAAGUGGAUGACAGCAACACUCGAAUCCUCAUUGGCUGUUUGGUGGCUAUUAUUUUUAUCCUGGUCGCCAUCAUUGUCAUCAUCCUUUGGCGGCAGUUUUGGCAGAAGAUGCUGGAAAAGGCUUCACGCCGAAUGCUGGAUGAUGAGCUCACAGUGAGCCUCUCACUGCAGAGUGAGACCAUCAUGAUAAACAACAAGUCCUCGCCACCCAGUGAGCAGGAAUCCAAUUCCACAUAUGACCGGAUAUUCCCGCUCGGCCCCGAUUACCAGGAGCCAUCAAAGCUGCUCCGCAAGCUUCCAGAAUUUUCCCUGAGUUGGGAUGAGCCAGGGUGUAGCAGUGACUACGCGAAGCCACUUGGAGCACCGCAAGAUAAUGUGCCACACUAUGCAGAGGCCGAUAUUGUGAACCUGCAGGGUGUCACUGGAAGUAACACUUAUUCUGUCCCUGCUGUGACCAUGGAUUUGCUGUCUGGUAAAGACGUGGCUGUGGAGGAAUUCCCACGCAAGCUGCUGACACUUAAAGAAAAGCUUGGAGAGGGACAAUUUGGGGAGGUUCAUCUUUGUGAAGCAGAAGGGAUGCAAGAAUUCAUGGACAAGGAGUUCCCAUUUGACAUUUGUGUCAAUCAGCCAGUGUUGGUUGCAGUGAAAAUGCUACGAUCAGAUGCCAACAAAAAUGCUAGAAAUGACUUCCUGAAAGAAAUCAAGAUCAUGUCACGGCUGAAAGAUCCAAACAUUAUCCGGUUGUUGGCAGUCUGCAUCAGGGAUGACCCCCUUUGUAUGAUCACAGAAUACAUGGAAAAUGGGGACCUUAAUCAGUUCUUAACUCGCCAUGAACCAGAAAGUGCAGAGCCAAUGGCAAGCAAUGCACCCAUUGUAAGCUAUGCCAACCUCAUAUUGAUGGCCAUGCAGAUAGCUUCCGGCAUGAAGUACCUCUCCUCCCUCAACUUCGUUCAUCGUGACCUUGCCACUCGGAACUGCCUGGUGGGUAAGAAUUACACAAUCAAGAUAGCAGACUUUGGCAUGAGCCGUAACCUGUACAGCGGAGAUUACUACCGAAUCCAAGGGCGAGCUGUGCUUCCUAUUCGCUGGAUGUCAUGGGAGAGCAUUCUACUGGGCAAGUUUACUACAGCAAGUGAUGUAUGGGCUUUUGGAGUGACCUUAUGGGAGUCAUUGACCUUCUGCCGAGAACAGCCCUACUCCCAACUGUCAGAUGAGCAAGUCAUUGAAAAUACUGGCGAGUUUUUCAGAGAUCAAGGUCGACAAGUUUAUCUCGCUCAGCCAGCUAUCUGUCCGAAUGGCGUGUACAAGCUGAUGCUCAGCUGUUGGCGACGUGAACCCAAAACCCGGCCAACAUUCCAAGAUAUUCACCGCGUUUUGCAGGAAUCCGCCAUUGCAUCUGGGCUGGAGGAAUGAGCGCAUAGUGAGGGGGACGUCCAAACAGUCAUGACUUUAAAUAGACCUUUUCAUGUCUGAUUACUACUGCGCAUUUUGGCGUGUUUAAAUUGUGGAGGGUGUGGAAUGAAAGCCACAGUUUCCAGUGCCGCAAGAUGGAAGCAUAUUUGAAGGAGGAAGAAAUGAGGAGAGCAUAUGCAAGUGGAAAGUCUUAUUUUCACAAUAAAGGUGGAAAUUAGAACUUAAUGAUAUGGCACUAGGCAAACAUCCUUGCCUUCUUGUUCAUUUGGACUUCCUACAAUUGAGUGGACAAGAUAAUGAAAGCAGAUCCAUAUCAGAGUAGAAGGUUUCUUGGUAGGGCGCAAGGACAUGUAGAAAAUGAGAGAUUAAAAGCAAUACAUGUACAGUAGCUUAUAAGCAGUAGAAAUUCUUCCUAUGGACACUUUUAUUCUAAAGGUUCUAUUCACACUUUUCAGUAAUACUUCAGGAGAAAUUGUAAAUGCUGUUUGGAAAAGGAGGGUACAAUAUGUCUGGUAAAGUGUUAUGUCUAUGAUUUUUCUUUAGCAUCUGGUUCACUUCAAAGAACAUCGCUUCGGAAUACAGAGAAACUUUUUAGGUUUUUUUUUAAAAAGAAGCACUUUUUGCUACUAAUGUCUAGGAAAAGGCACAGUCAUGAGUCUGUUCAAAGUGCAAUUUAUAUUCAAGAAUAAGAUUGCUUAUGGCUUAAUGACAGGUAUUACAGCAUCAAAAGUAAGUCUACUAAUGCAUGUUGUUCUUUGAGUUAUGACCAAGCAAUAAAGAUGCUGGUUUAAUUUAGAUAUCAAAAUGUCUAUUGGCAGACUUGCGUCAUUGCUAUAUUAUUUUGGUUUUGGAUAUCUGUAUAUUGUCUAGAUGUUUUCAUUUUGAGCGCAGUUACCCAACUGUAUUUAGAUAUUUAUGCAAAUUUUAUUAAAUAUACAUGCAAAUAUCAA
Carcharodon carcharias (great white shark) is the source of this 3872-nucleotide messenger RNA. RefSeq names its product discoidin domain receptor tyrosine kinase 2a (gene ddr2a). Bases 319 to 2922 code for a protein of 867 amino acids. The record is from RefSeq and is a predicted model, not a curated record. Gene Ontology annotation, biological process: cell surface receptor protein tyrosine kinase signaling pathway; protein phosphorylation; multicellular organism development. Gene Ontology annotation, cellular component: membrane; signaling receptor complex. NCBI's taxonomy places the organism in Eukaryota, Metazoa, Chordata, Chondrichthyes, Lamniformes, Lamnidae. Gene Ontology annotation, molecular function: collagen binding; ATP binding; protein tyrosine kinase collagen receptor activity. The transcript is spliced from 18 exons.